CUGGCCCCCCCUGGUGGAGCCGGUCAGUCAAUGCAGCCUGAAACGUCAUCAACAGAAGACGCGCUGCCUCCAAAAAACCACAAGCAACAAUGCUUUUCUACUCGUUUUUCAAGUCGCUGGUGGGGAAGGACGUGGUGGUGGAGCUCAAAAACGACCUGAGCAUCUGUGGAACGCUUCACUCUGUUGACCAGUACCUGAACAUCAAGUUGACAGACAUCAGCGUCACAGAUCCAGAGAAAUAUCCACAUAUGCUGUCGGUGAAAAACUGCUUCAUCCGUGGAUCGGUGGUCCGGUACGUCCAGCUGCCGGCCGACGAGGUGGACACGCAGCUGCUCCAAGACGCAGCGCGAAAAGAAGCCAUGCAGCAGAAGCAGUGAUGGGGUCGUGAGGAUGGGAUGGGGAUCGGGAUGGGGAGGGGUUUGAGAUACAAUGACUUUACGUUUUCUAAUAACUAUUUAAAGAUGGCAGUUUGAUUUACUUCAACAACAAAAAAAGUACUUUAUUUUUAUUUUAUUUUUUUUUUUGUGCAUUCCUGAUUAUGGAGAUUUGCAGAGCAGGGUUGGUUGUCUCAAACUCGCAGGACGUUUAGCCAGUCUUUUAGUGAGUUCAAACAACAGAGGACUGUGUUUGUGUUGACCGUGCUGGUUUAAAAUUUAAAAAAGUCUUUUUCUCUCUUUUUCUUCUCCUGCCUUUUCACCUCUACUUGUAGCUUUUUUUUUUAAUUGUUUUUGGAGAAAUACUUUGAUGUGUCAACAUCAACUAUGACCGUGGAAGAAGUCAUUUUGUAAUUAUGUGUAUUUUUUUGGAAAUAAAGCUAAAAUUUCAUUA
Molecule: messenger RNA, 828 nt
Organism: Poecilia reticulata (guppy)
Lineage: Eukaryota; Metazoa; Chordata; Actinopteri; Cyprinodontiformes; Poeciliidae
Gene: lsm2
Product: smx5
Biological process (GO): mRNA splicing, via spliceosome
Cellular component (GO): U6 snRNP; precatalytic spliceosome; P-body
Molecular function (GO): RNA binding
Source: RefSeq, a predicted model, not a curated record